Messenger RNA from Daphnia pulicaria, 1311 nucleotides. Its product is annotated as persulfide dioxygenase ETHE1, mitochondrial-like. The transcript is spliced from 7 exons. Gene Ontology annotation, molecular function: sulfur dioxygenase activity. The record is from RefSeq and is a predicted model, not a curated record. Bases 42 to 1046 code for a protein of 334 amino acids. NCBI's taxonomy places the organism in Eukaryota, Metazoa, Arthropoda, Branchiopoda, Diplostraca, Daphniidae. Gene Ontology annotation, biological process: hydrogen sulfide metabolic process; glutathione metabolic process.
CCAUCUAGCGGUGGAAUACCAAAUCGCAUUUAAACUGUUGGAUGUUAUUGUCUCGCGAGGAACAAUCAACCUUCAAAUCCGACGUCUACGUGCAUUUUCAAAAUCAAGGUUCGCCUUCACUUCUGGUCGAGUGUAACUCAAACCAGCGUAUUCCAAUGUCGAUCUUCAGUUCGGCUCUCCGAUUCUCUGGGAGGAAUGUUCGCAUCAGCAGGCAAAUAUCAUCUUGCCUAAGUGUGUCGAACCAGGUUUUAAAUUUGAGCAAACCAGCUAUUUCUGCCCAUGUGUCAAAUGAGAAAUCCAUGCUGACACAUGGAUUUAGCAAAGGUUUCAGCACCCACAUUGAAAGGCAACCUCAUUCCGGAGACUUCUUCCUUCGACAGUUGUUUGAUAGAGAAAGCUGUACAUACACAUACCUGCUUGCUGACGCCUACUCAAAAGAUGCAGUACUCAUUGAUCCUGUCAUCGAGCUUAUUGAAAGGGACCUAGAGGUGGUCAAAGAAUUGGAACUCAACAUCAGAUAUGCUUUGAGUACUCAUAUGCAUUCUGAUCAUUCCACAGCUGCCCUAAAGCUAAAAAAGUACCUUCCGUCGUGCAAAACUGUCAUUUCUGCAGCUAGCGGAGCAAUCGCCGAUACUUUGGUUCGCCAUGGCGAUAUCAUCCACUUUGGUCGACAUCAGCUCGAAGUACGAGCAACACCCGGCCAUACCAACUGUUGCGUAACAUACGUGUGUCAUGAAGAAGGAGUCGCUUUCACAGGCGACACUUUGCUAAUUAGAGGAUGUGGUCGGACUGAUUUCGAUCAAGGCGAUCCUGAAACUUUGUACAACUCAAUCUAUAACCAAAUUUUCUCAUUACCAAACAUGCUCCGCCUUUAUCCUGGACACGACUAUCGGGGCAGAACAGUGACGUCUGUUUUGGAGGAGAAACGCUACAACCCCCGAUUGACUAAGAGUAGAGAAGAAUUCAUUCAAAUCAUGAAAACAUUAAAUUUCGCCCACGCUACUGAUAACCAAAUGGAACAUUCUUUGCCGGAAAGUUUCAAGUAGACGUGCAUUAAUCGGAUGAAGGAGUUGAUAAGCUAUCUCUUAUUGGCUUAUGAUACUCAACAGCUAUUCAUUACAUAAUCAAGGGGCAUAUAGUGCUUUUUUUGUCGCAACAUAUUUUUUUUUAAAUAAAUUUAUGCGGAACUCGGUGUAGCCGUUGAAGUGGGGCCACUGAGGCAUGUAACCUUCUCUGAUCUAUAACAUGUCAUUCCCCUAUCGAAUAUUUCAAUUCCUUUCACUUGUAUUUUGAAGGAAUAAAUUUGUUACA